Thrips palmi is the source of this 6703-nucleotide messenger RNA. RefSeq lists its product as uncharacterized. Gene Ontology annotation, biological process: proteolysis. The transcript is spliced from 19 exons. Bases 35 to 5155 code for a protein of 1706 amino acids. Gene Ontology annotation, molecular function: protein binding; serine-type endopeptidase activity. Gene Ontology annotation, cellular component: plasma membrane. The record is from RefSeq and is a predicted model, not a curated record. Lineage: Eukaryota; Metazoa; Arthropoda; Insecta; Thysanoptera; Thripidae.
CCCGCCAUGCGCAUGACCCGGUAGAGGCUCCACCAUGGAAGACAAACCGCGCCCCAACUUCACCUCCUCGGUGAGCAUCGCCGUGCCCGGGCCCGGGCGCCCCGGCCAGGACGAGGUGGACAGGGCCAUGCCGGCCAUGCCGAACCACGGGCACGACAACGCCGCCUUCGAUGCGGACGAGGCCGUCACCAUCUCGGUGCCCGAGGACGGCGCCAGCGGCCCGCUCAACGGCAGCAUGACCUCCACGGCCUCCACCGUCACGGCCGACGGCACCCCCACCAAGACGGCCAAGGACGGCAUGGCCGAGGCCGUCAACCUGGAGCUGGUCAACAUGAACCCGUUCUCGGCCUCGGAGAAGGCGGCCAUGGAGGAGGCCGCGCCGGCCAACGGCGCCAACGGCCACGGCGGCAACGGCGUCAACGGCAUCCCCAUCAAGAAGGACUCGGCCGAGGACGUGCGGGACCCCUACGACGAGUACUUCGUGCCCGUCAACGAGCAUCGGAAGUGCAUGAGGGGCGAGAAGCUGUACGUGACGAAGGACAAGCGCGACGUCCCUAACGGCCGGCGCUGCCUGUGCUGGGUCGUGGGCCUCAUGUUCCUGGGCCUGGCCCUGCUCCUCAUCGUCCUCGCCGCCACGGGCUUCUUCUCCCAGGGAAGUGCCAAGCAGGUGGACGUGUCCGGGCGCGCGCUCAGCAGCCAGCACGGCGCGUCCAGCCCCGGGCCGUCCUCCGCCUCGCCGCCGCCGUCCAGCACCGCCCUGCCCGACCCGCCCACCACGGACACCUCGCGGCUGUACGUUCCGCGGGUGGUUGACGGCCAGCUGACCAUCCUCAACAUGGACUUCUCGCCCGACCUACGGAACAAGAGCUCGGCCAAGUUCCAGGAGCUUGCGACCAGCCUCGAAGCGGAGUUGAAAGACAUCAUGUUCAGCCCCGAGACCCUCAAGUACGGCGCCGCUGACGUCACCAUCAAGGUCAUGGACUUCAGCCCCGGCAGUGUGGUGGCCAAGUUCCGCGUGGCCUGGGACUGGAAGUCGGGGGUGCAGGGCGUGCAGCAGGAGGCCGCCCCCAUCAACAAGCAGGAGGUGCGCGACCGCCUGCAGAUGUACAUCCGCAGCCACGGCGGCUACGUCUACACCUACCAGAUGCCCGUGGACUCCAUCAAGGCCAACGACCUGAUCGACAAGUGCCAGAUGAACAACGGCGACUGCUCGCACGAGUGCAGGUUCGACAGGGAGCUGCUGACCAACAUGUGCUCGUGUCCGGAGGGCUGGGCCCUCGACGCGGCGGGCUACAACUGCGUGUCUGCAGCCGGUGAAUCUCCCGAACCAGCUCCAUCUACCCAGGACCACGGCCACCAUGACCACGACCACCAUGACCACCACCACCACCAUCACGACGUGGACGCCAAGGCGGAACCAGAGCCGUCCGCCGAGCCCAACCCUGAGCCUGCUCCCGAACCGUCGGCGGAGCCCGCGCCAGAGCCAUCUGCUGAGCCAUCCCCCGAGCCCGCCGCUGAACCAGCGCCCGAACCGUCCGCAGAGCCAGCCCGCGAGCCUGCUGCUGAACCCGCACCGGAACCAUCUGCCGAGCCGGCCCCUGAACCGGCCGCGGAGCCCUCUCCCGAACCUUCGGCCGAGCCUGCCCCUGAGCCAGCCGCUGAGCCGUCUCCCGCACCAUCGGCCGAGCCGGCACCAGAACCAUCUGCCGAACCGUCUCCCGAGCCCGCCGCAGAGCCAUCGCCAGAGCCGUCUGCUGAACCAGCAGCGGAACUCGUUGCCUCGGAGAAGGUCAAGUCGGAGGACCAAUCGGCUCGCCUGUCGGUUGAGCCUGCGGCUGAACCCACCCCUGAGCCCUCCGCGGAGCCUUCACCCGAGCCCUCCGCGGAGCCAUCUCCUGAGCCCGCAGCCGAACCAUCGCCCGAGCCUUCUGCAGAGCCUGCUCCUGAACCAGCUCCUAAACCCGCUGCUGAACCAUCGCCCGAGCCCUCUGCAGAGCCUGCUCCUGAACCCGCGGCCGAACCGUCACCCGAACCUUCCGCUGAACCUGCUCCUGAGCCCCCAGCCGAACCGUCCCCGAAACCCUCCGCAGAGCCCGCCCCGGAGCCAUCCGCUGAGCCUGCACCCGCCGCGGAGCCAACGCCUUCUCCUGAGCCAUCUGCUGAACCUGCUGCUGAACCUAGCCCCGAGCCUGCUGCUGAACCUAGCCCCGAGCCUGCUGCUGAACCUACCCCCGAACCAGCCGCAGAGCCAUCGCCUGAACCAGCAGCAGAACCAUCGCCCGAGCCUGCCGCCGAGCCCUCUGCAGAACCCGCGCCAGAGCCAUCUGCCGAGCCAUCCGCCGAGCCCUCCGCCGCGCCCUCCGUGACGCCUGCGACGGCCUCGUCGCCUCGCCCCCUCGCUGACCUGGACAACGCGGCGCUCAUGGAGAUGGUCGGCAUGUCGGAGGGCCGCAGCCACCGCGGCGACGACGCGGCCCUGGUGGCGGACUUCGCCGACCUGACGGACCAGUCCGCCGUCCUGGUGUCGGCCGCUAGCCAGACCGGAGCCCCGACCACCACCGUCUUGCCGGAGCCGGCUGCGACUGACGCGCCCCUGGACGCCGCCGUCAAGGCCGCCGACAAGGACACUGCCACUGUGGCGGCGCCAGCCGAUGCGGAGGCCAACACCCAGCCCCCCAGGCUGGACAACGAUGAAAUGCACAAGGUGAACCCCCUCGAGAUGAACCCCAACGAGGAUGCCGUCACCGACGUCACCACCGCCAGCGCCGUGGGGCCCAAGGACGCCGCCACGACCCCAGCGACCACUAGCACCGCGGCGCCGUCGUCGGCGGCCUCCGAGGACGCCACCGUCGUGCCCGAAGUGUCGUCGGCUGCGUCCGUGCCGUCCGAGCAGAACGACAUCGACAAGAACAACGACAACGGGCUGGGGGCGAGCGCCGAGGACAGCAAGACGGCCAACAACGACCUGGCCGGCGACGAGGCGGACCAGCUGAUCGCCCUGGACAAGGACGACAAGGCUUCGCUCAAGCAGAAGCUGGACAAGGAGUACUCCAAGAAGUACCUCAACGACGCUGCCAAGGCUGGCGCGGUGGCUGAGGCAUCGACGUCCGCCUCCAGCGACGACGCCGACGCCACGACGCCCAGGUCGGCGCCAGCGGCGGAGGCAGAGACAGCCACGGAAUCGCCCAAGGCAGAAACCACUCCAGAAUCUGCGUCUGCAGAGGUAGCUUCGUCGCCGUCCUCGCCCGCCGAGACCCUGGACACCAACGAGUCCAACCCCAUGAACGUGCCCGUGGUUGUCGUCAGCGACACGGAUAUGGAGACCACCACCGUCGUGGAGGUGACGCCGACGCCGAGCCCCGCGGUGGAGGCCUCCACGUCCGCGUCCCCCGAGGCUCCCGUCACCUCCGCCCUCGUGUCCGAGACCACGCCGUCCGAGACCACCGCGUCUGGCGCACCGGCCUUCCCCCACGCCAUCUUCUCCAAGUGCGCUGCCGGGCAAUUCCAAUGCACCAACGGCACUUCCCGCGAGGGUGCAUACUGCGUCCCUCUUUCGUCGAAGUGCGACUCCGUCAACGACUGCUCGGAUGGCUCAGACGAGGCCAAAUGCAUCGAGGAGGGAUGCCCCGGUAACUUCCAGUGCUCCAACAAUCAAUGCCUGAAGAGGCACCUUGUUUGCAAUGGUAUUGUGGACUGCAAUGAUGGAAGUGAUGAAAUGGGCUGUGAAAACUGGCAAUGUCAGUUCGAUGAGUUCCAGUGCCCCUCAAAGCGCUGCAUCCCUGUGCUCUCACAGUGUGAUGGCAAGCCGGACUGUGAUGAUCAUAUGGAUGAACGAAACUGCCAAGACUCAUGUGGUAAUGACGAGUUCCACUGCCCUGAGGGAUGGUGCAUACAACUUACUCAGCGUUGUGAUGGGAUGUCAGACUGUGCGAAUGGAGAAGAUGAACUUCUCUGCGAUUGUGCCCUGGACCAGUUCAAGUGCCAUACUGGAGGAUGUAUAUCCAAAGCGGAAGUCUGUGAUGGAGUCGAUCACUGCCCCGACUUGAGUGAUGAGUGGAACUGUAUUCGUCUUGACAAUGAAACAUCUUAUCUUCAAAUUAGGAAUGCUGACGAUGAAUGGUCACCUGUUUGCGGAAACCACUGGGACUCAAAGUGGAGUGAUAUGGCUUGCCAAAGUUUGGGCUUCAGUCAAUCUGCAUCAACAGAGUUCCAAGCUUCAAAUAGCAGCAAUUUUAUGAGCCUGAAAGAUGAUGCUACCCUCAAUGUCGCAACUGCUGAUGGUCAUCGUCUUCAUAGCAUGUUGAAAAGUACUAAGGAGGGAUGUGCUGAGGGUGCUGUUGAACUUCAAUGCCAAGAGUUUACAUGUGGAACUCAUAGCCCAUCUGCAGAGAGUAUUGCUGGGCGUCUGGCUGGUGGGGAUGGAGCUGCUAGCGGCUCCCAACCAUGGGUCGCUAUCCUUUACAACAGUCGUGUUAAAAGUAGCUGCACUGCCAGCAUCAUUAGUCCUCGCUGGCUGCUGGCAUCGUACAACUGUCUGCACACGAAAGAUAAGACCUUAUCAAAUAAGGAUUGGAUUGCCUACGCAGGAGGAUCAAUGUUUGAUAAAAAUAUGGACACUCAGAUGCGCAGUGUACACUCUAUAGUGCCAUACCCCCAAGUCAAGUAUAAUCAGUUGCUUUACACACACGAUAUUGCUCUAGUUGAGUUGCAAAAUCCUCUCCAAUUGACAAACAAGGUUGGAGCAAUUUGUCUCCCAGAGAAGGAAGUAGAGCCAGAACAAAUUUGUGUGACAGCUGGAUGGGGAUUCUCCAAUCCAGGAGAGACCAAUUUUAGUCAAUAUUAUUUGCCAGUCCCAUUGAUGGAUGUGAGUGUAUGCAAUUCAACAAAGCACUAUGCUGGAAAGAUUUCAAAGGACAGUAUAUGCGCAGGGUUCACUGAUACUGAGAAGUCCCCAUGUUACAACGACGAAGGCAGCCCAUUGAUGUGCUCCAAUGAGAAUAGCGUGUGGGAACUUCAAGGGGUGCUCAGCUAUCACAGCAACUGUGGCAGAGGUCAUCAUCCAUCAGUAUUUAGCUCUAUUUCCAAUGUUAGAUUUUGGAUUGAACGCACAGUUGGCAGCUUUAAGAGAAAAACGAGUUUUAAUGUUAGAAGGUGAUCUCUUUGUAAAUUAAAUAUCAGAUGCCAAGUCAGCUUUGUGUUUUUGAUGCGAUCGCAUGUAUGUUAAUGUGCUCAACAUAAUGUAAAGCAAUGUGUUGAUAGUUCUUAUGUUUUCAGUGUUAAUAGUCAUCUCUGAAAUGUAAUGAAUGAGGAAAUUCAUUGUCCAUUGUGAUUUAAAUGCUUGAAUUAGUUUAAUCAUUGAAGUAGCAAUGUGGGACCCAAGGAGAACAGGGCAGUUACUCCGAGCUCAUUUUGGAGUCAUUCGACUUGACUAAGAUGUCACUUGUUAAGUUCCUUGUGCCAAACUUUUGACUAUGGUGGACCAAAUUUAUUUUAUUUUCAUGUUUUGGUAACUAUCUUGCUCUCCUAGGAAUGUAUGUUUUUCUAAGACUGCAAACAGAACUGCACCUUUUCUCCUGCCUUUAUCAUAAUUUUGUUAUCUUUCUAUCUUUGUUUUAAAAAUUAGCAAUAUUUGUUUCCUGACUGCUCUACUGUGCUGGUCACAGUGUCAGAUUUUAACUGUGAAUGUUUUGCACUGUUGAUUUUAUACCUUAAUCAAUGAAAAUUUUAAACCCAAUGACCAUUAUUUUGUUGCCCUCCCCAGUAAGGGCAUCUUGGUAGUGUAUAGUUAAAUUAAGUAGUUGCUAGUCACUAAUACAUUGCUUUGCAGUGUAUUUGUCAGACUAGGCUGUUGAUGAAGAUAGUACGUGGUAUGAAUAUUUACUAUCAGCUAGACUGUAACAGCUACAGAAUUUUAACCUUUCCAUUGAAUUUUAUCAUGGGACCAUUCCAAGUUCUGUCAACAGACGAAUUUUAAGAUGCUGCUAUUAUGAAUUAUUAGGGUACAUGGAUUCCAAUCCUAGGAUAUUGUAAAUUUAUUAUGAAUUUAUAAAUAAGGCAUUGUAUAAAGUAUUGUAACUAUCUAUUCUUCAGCAUCUGUUAAUCAUCCUCAAGGUGGUGGAUUCCAUGUUCAAUUGUUACCUUUUGAUGUAGUUUGUAAAUGUGCUGUGCUCAUAUUUUUACUAUUUUAUUUGUAAUACAAAUUUACAAUAAGUUAUACCUAUAUUUGGAGAAUUGACUGCAGAACGCAGCUCCUCCCUCUCUACUUAUCAGACAUUCCGCCCCUUAGAUGUACUGUAUGUAUUUGUUUAUUAUGUAAAGUGUGUGUGAUAAUUUUUGAAAGAUUUUGUAUGUGUAAAUCUUGAGUGAAUCAGAGACUGUUGAUAGUGAUAAGAUCACAUUAAUCAUUAUUUUAGGUGACAAAUGAACUGUUUCCUCACUAGAGAGUGAUUCACCACAAGCAUGUAAAAUUGUAAAUAUGAAUAACAUUAAGACUUUAAACUUAUUGCAGAUGUAAAUGUUUUAGUUAACCGUCAUCAUCAUUACCCUCAUCACUAUGUUCUGUCAGCCAAUUGCGAUGCCAUUGUCACUAAGACUUCUUCCAAGAUAAUCUCCCCCUAUUUGUCUGCUUUUGAAAGAAAAGAAAAACUGUCACAUUUGUCUUUUUUCUUAUUAUAGCAGCGACAAAUAAAUAAGUUUUAACAAA